Messenger RNA from Serinus canaria (Common canary), 4080 nucleotides. It is a transcript of the gene UBAP2L, whose product is annotated as ubiquitin associated protein 2 like. The transcript has 29 exons. Lineage: Eukaryota; Metazoa; Chordata; Aves; Passeriformes; Fringillidae. Gene Ontology annotation, cellular component: cytoplasm; nucleus. The record is from RefSeq and is a predicted model, not a curated record. Gene Ontology annotation, molecular function: protein binding. The coding region runs from base 188 to 3571 and encodes 1127 amino acids.
CGGCCUCGCCGCCUCCCACCCACCCGGCCCAGCUGCGUCCGGUUCCCCGGGGGCGGCUCUGAGCCCCGCCGCCGGCGCCGCUGGGCCCCGCGCGGCCUAGUGGGCCGGGCCGUAGCCGGGGGCUGGCGUAGCGCGCGGCCGCCGCAGAGUUGAACCUUGUAAAUACUGUUAUUUGUAUAUACUGUAAAUGAUGACAUCGGUGGGCACUACCCGAGCCCGGGGCAGCUGGGAGCAGACACAGACACAGAGCCAGACGCAGCACAAGCAGCGGCCGCAGGCUACUGCAGAACAGAUUCGACUUGCACAGAUGAUUUCGGACCACAACGAUGCUGACUUUGAGGAGAAGGUGAAACAACUGAUUGACAUCACAGGCAAGAACCAGGAUGAGUGUGUGAUUGCUCUGCAUGACUGCAAUGGGGAUGUCAACAGAGCCAUCAAUGUGCUGCUGGAGGGCAAUCCUGACACGCAUUCCUGGGAAAUGGUUGGGAAGAAGAAAGGUGUCUCAGGACAGAAGGAGAGUGGACAGACGGAACCCAGUGAAGAAAGCAAAGAGAACCGGGAUCGGGAGCGGGAUUUCAGCAGACGACGUGGAGGGCUGCCGAGGCGAGGCCGAGGUGCCACCCGUGGAAGAGAGUUUCGGGGCCAGGAGAAUGGGCUAGAUGGUGGUAAGAGUGGAGGAUCUUCUGGAAGAGGCACAGAAAGAGGGAGGCGGGGACGUGGCCGAGGCCGAGGUGGCUCUGGACGGCGAGGGGGAAGAUUUUCUGCCCAAGGCAUGGGAACUUUCAACCCAGCUGACUAUGCCGAGCCGGCCAGCACGGAUGAGAACUACGGGAACAGCAACAACACGUGGAACAACACUGGGAGCUUUGAGCCCGACGAUGGCACGAGACUUGAUUUCAUUGGGGGUGAGGGGUCAAAUUAUCCCCGAAAAUUUGACACUGCUCCUGGUACGAUACAUCCAGGUGCAUGGAGGGCAGCGACAGAAGAAUGGGGCACGGAGGACUGGAAUGAAGAUCUGUCAGAGACAAAGAUCUUCACAGCCUCCAAUGUGUCUUCAGUGCCUCUGCCUGCUGAGAACGUGACAAUCACAGCUGGACAAAGAAUUGAUCUCGCAGUCCUGCUAGGAAAGACACCCUCUUCUAUGGAGAAUGAGUCAGCAAACCUGGAGUCAUCCCAGACUCCUUCCCUGGCACAGCCACUGGUGUUCAGCAAUUCUAAACAGAGUGCUCUAUCCCAGCCUGCCUCUGGAAACUCCUUCUCUCACCACAGCAUGGUGAGCAUGUUGGGGAAAGGGUUUGGAGAUGUUGGGGAGGCCAAAGGCAGCAGUACCACAGGGUCACAGUUCCUGGAACAGUUCAAGACAGCCCAGGCACUGGCUCAGCUGGCAGCUCAGCACACCCAGCCUGCUGGGAACACCACUGCUGCUUCCUGGGACAUGGCAUCCACCACACAGACUUCGUCUCUGGUGCAGUACGAUCUCAAGAACCCAACAGACUCUUCUGUGCAUAGUCCCUUCACCAAGCGUCAGGGCUUCACAUCAACUUCAACCAUGAUAGAAGUGUUCAUGCAGGAGAAGCAGCCUGUGGUGACUGCCUCCACAACCACACCGGCACCUCCAUCCUCACCUCUGCCCAGCAAAACCAAUCCAGUUCCCCAGAUGUCUCCAGGCUCCUCGGACAACCAGUCCUCAAGUCCCCAACCAGCACAGCAGAAGCUCAAGCAGCAAAAGAAAAAAGCAUCGUUAACAUCAAAGAUUCCUGCCCUUGCAGUGGAAAUGCCUGGCUCUUCAGAUAUCUCAGGGCUAAACCUGCAGUUUGGGGCGUUACAGUUUGGUUCAGAGCCUGUUCUUGCUGAGUAUGAAUCAACGCCCACAACCAGCACCGCUGUUAGCCAGUCUCAGAGCAGCCUCUACACCAGCUCGGCCAGUGAAUCUUCAUCCACAAUUUCGUCCAAUCAAAGCCAGGAGUCUGGUUACCAGAGUGGCACAAUACAGACAGCAACAUUUACCUCCCAGAACAGCGCUCAGGGACCACUGUACGAACAGAGAUCCACCCAGACGAGGCGAUACCCAAAUUCUAUCUCCUCUUCGCCCCAGAAAGAUCUGACCCAGGCUAAGAAUGGUUUCAGUUCUGUACAACCCACGCCAUUACAAACUACACAGGCUGUUGAAGGUGCUACGGGCCCUGCCGUGAAAUCUGACUCCCCCUCUGCUCCCAGUAUUGCCCCUCUCAACGAUGGGGUGUCUGCAUCGUCCUUGCUGACAACAGCCAGUCAACACUCAACAGCUCUGAGCAGCCUGAGCCACAGCGAGGAGCUCCCCAGUACAACCACUGCCCAGCUCAGCAGUGCGUUACCCACCCAGCAGAACAGUCUGUCCUCAUCCACAUCCUCUGGGCGAACAUCAACUUCAACCCUUCUGCACACAAGCGUGGAGAGUGAAGCAAGCCUCCAUUCUUCUGCCAGUACUUUCUCCACCUCCUCCAGCACGGUGUCAGCUGCCCCACCAGUUGUCAGCGUUUCAUCCAGCCUCAGCAGUGUCAGCAGCCUGGGCCUCAGCCUCAGCAGCAACUCCACAGUGACGGCCUCGACUCGUAGCUCUGUUGCAACCACAUCAGGAAAAGCCCCUCCCAAUCUCCCUCCUGGAGUCCCACCGUUGUUGCCUAAUCCAUACAUCAUGGCUCCAGGGUUGCUACAUGCCUACCCGGUGUAUGGAUAUGAUGACUUGCAAAUGCUCCAGACGAGAUUCCCGUUGGAUUACUACAGCAUCCCAUUCCCUACACCCACCACACCACUGACUGGAAGAGAUGGCAGCCUGAGCAGCAAUCCAUACUCUGGUGAUUUAACAAAAUUUGGCCGUGGUGAUGCCUCUUCCCCUGCUCCUGCAACAACUCUGGCUCAGCCUCAGCAGAGCCAGACGCAGACCCACCACACCACGCAGCAGACGUUCCUGAACCCUGCGCUGCCUCCUGGCUACAGUUACACCAGUCUGCCAUACUACACAGGGGUACCAGGGCUCCCCAGCACCUUCCAGUACGGGCCCGCCGUGUUCCCUGUUGCUCCUACCUCUUCCAAGCAGCAUGGUGUGAAUGUCAGCGUCAAUGCAUCAGCAACCCCUUUCCAGCAGCCCAGUGGCUAUGGCUCUCAUGGGUACAGCACUGGUGUAUCCGUGACAUCCAGUAAUACAGGCGUGCCAGACAUCUCGGGCUCUGUCUACUCCAAAACUCAGCAAUCCUUCGAGAAGCAGGGAUUUCACACUGGAACCCCAGCAGCCUCCUUCAACCUGCCUUCGGCGCUGGGCAGCGGCGGCCCCAUCAACCCCGCGACGGCAGCGGCGUACCCCCCCACCCCCUUCAUGCACAUCCUGACCCCGCAUCAGCAGCCUCACUCGCAGAUCCUCCACCACCACCUGCAGCAGGAUGGGCAGCUUCCAUAUUUGCAGAUGAUACUGUGCUGCCAACGCCAGCAGGAAGAUCAGAGCGGCUCCGGGCAGCGCAGCCAAGGCAGCUCCAUCCCCCAGAAAUCCCAGGCCAACAAGUCUGCCUACAACAGCUACAGCUGGGGCGCCAACUGAGGCCGGGCCCUCAGCACCACUCGCUUCCGGAAGAGAACCCCAGUGCCCCCGAUGAUGAGGAAGGACCCCAGGGAGGAGAGAGCCCUGCGGCGGGGAGCGCCCGGGCCCCCAGCCCCAGCAGGGCCCCGCAGGGCAGGCCGCAGGCACCUCUGCGUUGUCUGUCUUCAGCCACUUUCCUGUUGUAUGUAAUAUAGAAUUUGUAUUUUUUCUUUUUUUUCCCUUUUUUUUUUUCUCUCUCUCUCCGCAUUCAGAUCUGAAUCGUUUGCCGUAGGGGCCUUUUUUGGUUUUUACUCCUUUCUAUCCCCUCUCCCAUCCAGCUGCCCCAGAAUCUCUCAGAUCCAAAGGAGUGGAAGCUGCGAGUCGCCUACAGCAAACCCCCUUAUUAUUAGGAUUAAGACCAGUAAUUGAUAUGAGCAGCAUUGUAAGAUUAAUUAGUUGAAGUGUUUUUUUUGUACCGUGUUCUAAAUUUAAUGGAUAAAUGUGUCUUGUAUAUAAAAACAAAAACCCCA